GAAGCUGAGUAGCACAAGGCCCGUUUGUCAGUGAAUUCCCGUUCUAUAUGUUUUAUAUCUGCGUGGGACGCGACUCCCCCGCGGGGUCAAACGGGCACGUGAACGCAUCCGGGAAGUAUAAGGGGGAGUGAAGUCGACGUUGUUGUUGUCGUCGCUUGUGCUGCCUUCGCCCCCUGGUCACAUCGGCUCGCUGACAGGGGGAGCGUAUUCUCGGUACAGGCCCGAGGCUCUUCACCGGUGCUUGAAUGGCGGCGGCGGCAGCGAGAUCGGUGGCGGCGGGCGGGCCCGCGUCUUUGUCGCGGUUUCGAGGGUCGCUGGUCGCCGCCGUGCUGGGAGACUGCGUCGGCGGGGAGUUUGAAGGAGCGGAGGAUGUUCCCGUGGAGAAUGUGCUGCAGCACCUAAACAGCCUGGACGACGAGAGUAAAGGAAGCGGUAUCCUGGAGUACAGUGAUGACACAGCCAUGGCUCGCUGCGUGGUCCAGUCCCUUCUCACCCGUGCCAGCUUUGAUGAGCAGGAUAUGGCUCGCAGGUUUGCCAAGGAGUACAGCUCAUCCCCAGGCAGAGGUUACGGUUCUGGGGUGAUCCAGGUGCUGAAGAAGCUGUCUUCCCCCCAGCUCAGUGACGUGUACCAGCCGGCCAGGGACCAGUUUAACGGACGAGGCUCCUUUGGGAACGGCGGGGCCAUGAGGGCGGCGCCCUUCGCACUGGCGUUUCCUGACCUGGCUGAUGUGAAAAGAUUUGCGCGUCUGGGCGCCAUGCUAACCCACUCCUGCUCUCUGGGUUAUAAUGGAGCAGUGCUGCAGGCGCUGGCUGUGCACCUCUCUCUGCACGGGGCUCUGAAUUUACCUCAGCAGUUCAUCGACAGGCUGAUCGCAGAGAUGGAGGAAGUGGAGUGUGACGAGGCAGUGCAGAAUGAUGCCAGGAUCCUGAAGGAGGCAGAGAAGCCAUUCUGUGAACGCCUGCACAGAGUUAGAGACCUGAUGAACAGGAGCAAGGUCAGCAUUGAGGAGGUUAUAUCUGAACUCGGUAACGGCAUCGCAGCUCUUCACUCAGUGCCCACUGCCGUCUUCUGUGUCCUGCACUGCCUGCAGCCCCGGGAAAUCUUUCCAAAUAGCUACGGCGGUGUGGAGAGGACAAUUGCAUACAGCCUGGCCCUGGGAGGGGACACAGACACCAUAGCCUGCAUGGCUGGAGCCAUUGCUGGAGCCCACUAUGGCCUUGAGACCAUUCCUCAGUCCUGGAUAAGAUGCUGCGAAGGGGCAGAAGACGCAGACGUAAGUGCAGAACGGCUUCACAUGCUCUACCACCAAUCAUCACAGGGGGGCAGGAGCAGCUGUGAAGGCUCAUCCAAAAACUCUUCUAAUGGUUCAGAGAAGAAAACUGGAGCGAAAUAAUGCUUCAGCAGCAUUUUAACAGCCUGUAUGUUGGAAGCAGCUGGGAGAACUUCAUGCUUACCCAGCAUAAUGACUUUUACAGAGAGAUGCAGCAGAAAGUUGUAAAGAAAUGGAUGUUGAAUAUAAAAUAAACAUCACACCUGAACAGACAACAGCACGUAAAUGUCAAGAUAUUGUUUUUCUAAAAACUCCAUACGUUAAAAAUUUAUCAGAUAAGCUAUUUUGAGUUAAACAUAAAUUUGGUCUGCAUAUAAAUGUACAUGCAAUGUUUUAGCUGGUGUUCUCGGCUCCUCCUGUUUUGUCCUGAAAUAUUGUCUCAUGUGAAAAGUGCACCAUGAAUCAGCUGUGUCUUUUGAUGGAUAAAAAAAGUAAUAAAUAAUUUACAAAUUGCA
Betta splendens (Siamese fighting fish) is the source of this 1786-nucleotide messenger RNA. RefSeq names its product ADP-ribosylserine hydrolase (gene adprs). The transcript is spliced from 6 exons. The record is from RefSeq and is a predicted model, not a curated record. Bases 246 to 1394 code for a protein of 382 amino acids. NCBI's taxonomy places the organism in Eukaryota, Metazoa, Chordata, Actinopteri, Anabantiformes, Osphronemidae. Gene Ontology annotation, cellular component: nucleus; mitochondrion.